UCUUCCACCCGCAAUUCCCGUCGCUGUUUCUCUACAUUUCCUCUCCGCUCGUUGUUGUCGCCGGACUUGGGCGAUCGAAUUCUCUGUUCCGGUAACGCUACGAAUUUUCUUCAGAACUCCUUGGUCAAUGGGGAAGAAGGAGAGCGAGGUAUCUUCCAUGGAGAUCGACGAUCUGAAAUCCAACAAUGCUGACCAGAUCGUUCCAAGGUUCUCGAUCAAUGUUCUACAACUGCUGAAAUCUUCUCAGAUGCAGCACGGUCUGCGUCAUGGGGACUACAGUCGUUAUCGGAGGUAUUGCACUGCGCGGUUGAGGAGGUUGUAUAAGUCAUUGAAGUUCACUCAUGGCCGUAGUAAAUACACCCGACGAUCCAUAGGCGAAUCCACUGUCACUGAUGUUAGGUUUCUUCAUGUGGUCUUUUAUAUGGCGGAGAGGGCAUGGAGUCAUGCCAUGGAGAAAAGACAACUGCCAGAUGGUCCAAACGCGCGCCAGCGUAUCUAUUUGAUUGGUAGGCUGAGGAAGGCAGUCAAAUGGGCUCUGCUUUUCUCAAACUUAUGUUCUAUCAAAGCAGACUCCAGAUCAUCUUUGGAAGCUGAGGCCUAUGCAUCCUAUAUGAAAGGUAAUUUGUUAUUUGAGCAAGAUCAAAAUUGGGAGACUGCGUUGACGUGUUUCAAAAGUGCCAGGGCUGUUUAUGAGGAACUUGGGAAAUAUGGAGAUCUAGAGAAUCAAGUUCUUUGCCGUGAACGGGUUGAGGAGCUCGAACCGAGUAUUCGAUACUGCAUGCACAAAAUUGGCAAUUCAAACUUGCAGACCUCUGAGCUUCUUCAGAUUGGUGAGAUGGAAGGCCCAUUGGACCUCUUUAAAGCAAAAUUAGAGGCUGCGAUGGAAGAAGCAAGAUCUCAACAAGCAGCAUCUUUAACAGAGUUCAACUGGCUUGGCCAUAGAUUUCCAGUUUUCAAUGCAAAAACCCGGGUUUCAAUUUUGAAAGCCCAGGAACUUGAGAAGGAGCUCCAUGGUCAAACAGCAGGCUCCCUCCCUGCUGAGAAAAAGCUAACCAUAUUCGAUAAGAUUUUCUCUGCAUACCUUGACGCCAGGAACACCAUCCGUAGUGACUUGGUGAGUGCAGGAAAUUCGGAAACUGUGAAAGAUGACCUAAAUGGUUUGGAUAAAGCUGUUAAUGCCAUAUUAGGACAAAGAACCAUCGAACGGAACCAGUUGUUGAUUAACGUUGCAAAGAGUAAGCUGAACAAGAGACGCGAUGACAAAAGUGAAAAGGUCACUAAGCCUGAGGAGCUUGUUCGGUUGUAUGACCUUCUAUUACAGAGUGUGGCCGAUCUCUCAGAUCUUAUCAGCUCAGGAAGAGAUAGGAAACCUGAAGAGAUUGCCUUUGCAGAAGAGUGUGAGCGAAAAAGUUUGGCCUUCCGUGCUGAAAGGUGUUUCUAUUUGGCAAAGUCAUAUAGUCUAGCAGGGAAGAGAGUUGAAGCAUAUGCCUUGUAUUGUCAUGCUCGGUCUCUUGCUGAAGAGGCCCUACAUCAGUUUCAAGGUUCAGCAAGUCACGAUGAGGUAGUGGUCCAGGAACUGGAAACAUUAUGCAGAGAAAGCAGAGCUAACUGUUGCAUAGAACAUGCACUUGGAAUUAUGGAGGCGGAGAAAGCUCCUGAAAAACUGUCAAAGAAAAUCUCCUCUAUAUCACUAAAUGAGACAGUUGCAAAGGUGGAGGAUUACCUUUUAGACAAACUUGAUGUAUAUGAAUCUGCAGUCGGUGAUUCGAACGUGAAAACCGCAACAAAGAUUGAACGGUUCCCACCUGCGUUCCAGUCUAUACCGCGUAAUCCAAUAGUUCUAGACCUGGCCUACAACUGCAUUGAUUUCCCGUCCAUUGAGAACAGGAUGAAGAAAGAUGGGAAGAGCUUCCUUGGCCGCUUCUGGCGCUAAAGUUGAGCUUCUUCUCCUGCUCCUGGGUUAUGCUCUCCCUGUAUUUGCGAGGAAAACAAAAUUUUGGAUCAUUUCAUAACAGCAGACAUUUUCCUGUGGCUCUAACCCAAACCACAUCUGAGAAUUCUGUUGGUUCAAAAGAUUUUUUGGGGGGGGGGGGAAUCAGAGUAUAGACUGGGAUUGCAAACAUUAAUUUUGGGGAUUUAGACACUGCCAUUUUUGAGGUAAAGCAGAGACCAGUACCGCCUCCUUGAAUACAAAUGAGAGAAAGAGAACAUGCUUCAGGUACUGAAAUCUCUUUGCACAACUCUUUUUUUUUUUAACCUCAGAAAGAUAGAUAGAUUUUGAGCUACGUA
Messenger RNA from Tarenaya hassleriana, 2289 nucleotides. Its product is annotated as signal recognition particle subunit SRP68-like. Bases 128 to 1933 code for a protein of 601 amino acids. Gene Ontology annotation, molecular function: signal recognition particle binding; 7S RNA binding; endoplasmic reticulum signal sequence receptor activity. The transcript has 14 exons. Gene Ontology annotation, cellular component: signal recognition particle, endoplasmic reticulum targeting. Gene Ontology annotation, biological process: SRP-dependent cotranslational protein targeting to membrane. The record is from RefSeq and is a predicted model, not a curated record. NCBI's taxonomy places the organism in Eukaryota, Viridiplantae, Streptophyta, Magnoliopsida, Brassicales, Cleomaceae.